Molecule: messenger RNA, 1895 nt
Organism: Taeniopygia guttata (zebra finch)
Lineage: Eukaryota; Metazoa; Chordata; Aves; Passeriformes; Estrildidae
Gene: RLBP1
Product: retinaldehyde binding protein 1
Cellular component (GO): membrane
Molecular function (GO): phosphatidylinositol bisphosphate binding
Source: RefSeq, a predicted model, not a curated record
UAGGGGAGGAAUUGGAGAGCCCCAGGAGCAUCCUCUGCUGCAGACCCAUCCCCGCAGCCAGACCCUGCCCACAUGGCUGGAUUCACAGCAGGAUCUUGCCAGGGUUUUUUGGGCAGAAGCUGGGGAAGAGACCUGUCCUGCUCACCCUGGGGAGCAGGCCGGGAUGGCAGGCUGCCCACCACCUGCCUCUGCCCCUGCCCCGUGCUAAUGAGCGAGUUACACAACAAGGAGCUUUUAUACUUUGUUAAUCGGUCCGGCAUCCAGCCCGCCUCUCCACGCACGCUCCGGCUGGCGGUGGAGCCCCAGCUCCCUCCUUCCCUCUCCUCAGUUGCCUUUUGUAAUGUUUUAAUGGGGUUUCUUUCCUGGGCUGGGCUGACUUAAUUGCAAAGCUGCAGUGAGUUGAUGCCUUGUGACGGUCUAAUCCCAACCCGGUGACUCUACAAAGCUUUCGCCCGGUUUCCUUGCUGCUCCACUCCGGCCUCGCCAUCCCUGCUCCCCUCUCAGCUCCGUGCACUGACCUGCCGAGGACAGUUCAGCUUUUCCUCUUCCUGUGUCCUGCUGCCAACAGAAGACAGAGGACAACAUGUCUGCAGUUACGGGCACGUUCCGGAUCGUGUCGGAGGAGGAGCAGGCGCUGCGCUCCAAGCUGGAGCGCCUCACCACCAAGGACCACGGCCCCGUCUUUGGGAGGUGCGAGAAGAUCCCCCCACACACCCUGCAGAAGGCCAAGGAUGAGCUGAACGAGACGGAGGAGAAGCGGGAGGUGGCGGUGAAGGCGCUGCGGGAGCUGGUGCAGGAGCGGGCGGGCAGCGAGGACGUUUGCCAGAAGGUGGCCGAGAAGGUGCAGGAGAGGGACGACUCCUUCUUGCUCCGCUUCAUCCGUGCUCGCAAAUUCGACGUCCACAGAGCCUAUGACCUGCUGAAAGGCUACGUGAACUUCCGCCAGCAGUACCCCGAGCUGUUCGACAACCUGAGCCCCGAGGCCGUGCGCAGCACCAUCGAGGCCGGCUACCCCGGCAUCCUGGCCAGCAGGGACAAGUACGGCCGGGUGGUGAUGCUCUUCAACAUCGAGAACUGGGAUUACGAGGAGAUCACCUUCGAUGAGAUCCUUCGUGCCUAUUGUAUUAUCUUGGAGAAGCUGCUGGAGAACGAAGAGACCCAGAUCAAUGGGUUCUGCAUCAUUGAGAACUUCAAGGGCUUCACCAUGCAGCAGGCAUCAGGGAUCAAACCCUCCGAGCUCAAGAAGAUGGUGGACAUGCUGCAGGACUCCUUCCCAGCGCGGUUUAAGGCCGUCCACUUCAUCCACCAGCCUUGGUACUUCACCACCACCUACAACGUGGUCAAACCGUUCCUGAAGAGCAAACUGCUGGAGAGGGUCUUUGUGCAUGGCGAGGAGCUGGAAUCCUUCUACCAGGAGAUCGACGCUGACAUCUUGCCAGCAGACUUUGGUGGCAACCUGCCCAAGUACGAUGGCAAAGCAACUGCAGAGAAGCUCUUUGGGCCUCGCAUCGAAUCUGAGGACACGGCUCUCUAAAGCAGGAGCCUGCUGCCCUCCCCUGCACCGCAGCGCCAGAGGUGGCCCUCUAACCCCAGAGGUGGCCCUCUAACCCCAGAGGUGGCCCUCUAACCCCAGCCACCUCCCUCCUGUAGCAUCGGUCGAGUGAGUGCUCGUGCUGAAGCACCCUGGGUGUGCUGCUCCAUGCCUGUCCCUCCUGUCCCCACUCCAGACAGAGGGCUGUCCCUCCCAGGCACAGAUCCUUCCCUCCAGAGCUGCUGGAGAAAGGAGGUCACCAGCCCUCUCCCACAGCGUUUCCUGGAGCUGCAAGGGGAGGACGGGAGAGCGUCUGCUCUGGGAAGGGAGUGCUACAGUGAGGGAGAAAUAAAGCGUUUAACAG